Messenger RNA from Oryzias latipes (Japanese medaka), 2365 nucleotides. RefSeq lists its product as uncharacterized. NCBI's taxonomy places the organism in Eukaryota, Metazoa, Chordata, Actinopteri, Beloniformes, Adrianichthyidae. The record is from RefSeq and is a predicted model, not a curated record. Gene Ontology annotation, molecular function: protein binding.
GUGAUGUCUCCUCUAGUGAUAGAACUCAUUGCUCCGUCCUUCUUUUUUUUUUCGCGGAGUCCACCUUUGACGUCGCACAUUUAUAAACUGCCCGGUUGUCUUUUUCGAGUGACUGCGCAUGCGCCCAGACUCGAAAUUACGGUUCGGUAACAUAUCUGAGCGCCGAUCCUGCAGGACCGAGACGUUUGUGAGAGGCAGCGGAAGCAGACGUCUGUGACCGGCUGAGAAAGCGAAGCACCGUCGUGGUCCGCGUGAGCCGGACCCGGACAUGUACCUGCGCAGGUGCGGCUCCCGCUCCCACCUGCGCAGGUACAGCCCCGCUGGCGGCCUGAUAAUGGCGGCGCUGCGGCUUCCCGCUGAGCUGUGGCUGCGUAUCUUCAGCUACCUGUCUUGGAAAGACAAGCUGCGCAUGCGCUGCACCUGCUCCCAUUUUCGGAGCCUGCUGGACGAGUCUAGUGUCUCAUGGCAGGGCUUCAGCGUGGUCCUGAAGGACCUGUCCCGGUACAACCGUGGGUUCUGGCGCAGCCUGGCCCGGUGGCAGGUGCGUGUGGUGCGGCUGCGCGCAGGUGUGAAGAAGGACCUGAAGCUGCUGUCCUCCUGGCUGCCGCUAUUGGACUCGCUUCGUCUGGACCGCUGGAUGGAGCUGGAGGUCCGGGAGCUGCAGGUCCUGGUCCAGCUGCAGCGCCUGUCCCUCACAUCCAGCUGCAUGCCGCUCAGCAGACUGGACUUCCUGGUUCCGCUCAGCGAUCAGCUGACACAGCUCACUUUGUGUAAGGUGCAGCUCACCUGUCCGGCCGCUCACCUGCUGGCUGCUGUGACUCAGCUGCGCAGGCUCACCUCUCUGCAGCUGCAUCAUGACGGCAGUUUGAGAAUCAGAACCCUCAGCGGCAUCCUCAGUCACCUGACCCGGCUCAGACACCUGUCCUGGACCAUGAUAACCUACAAGACACUGGCGGGGGACUUCUUCUACCCGGCUCACCCCCCAGAGGGGACCGCCGGUCUGCAGCUGUCGCAUCUGCAGCUGCUCAAUUAUGACGCCGUGGUGACACAGGAAGUCCUGCAGCCUCUGCUCCGCCUACAAAGCCUGUCGGUGCUGCACCUGUACUCCGUACCUGGACCCAACUGUCACCUUCGGACAUGGCUGACGUCGUUGCCUGAACUCUCCAGUCUCAGUGUGCACGGAGGCCAUCCUCUGGCAGCAUACGCAGACUUCCUGCCUUCCUCUCUGCUCAGCCUGACCCUCAGUGUAGAUCUUCAGACUGAAGACCUGCAGGUCGUCUCAGCAAGGGCUCCUAACCUGGAGCACCUCCAUCUAGAGCCUUGGGGAUCAUCUUCUAGCUUGAUUAAGCUCCUUCCUCAACUCUUUCCUCACCUGAAAACGCUGGCUAUCAGGCAUCAUGGCGUAUUGGAGGAGGACUUCCUGUUUCUGCAGGAAAUGAAACAUCUCCACACAGUGGAAAUCCUGGACGUGUAUCAUAGGCCCAACCCAAAAGACCCCAGCUGGGUCCUCUAUGAGUCCAGUCCUCAUCUGCUGCAGCUCAUCCAAAAGUUGCAGCAGCAGACCAAUCACAGAGUGCAGGUGAUCACCAGCUCCCGCAGCAACACUCUCAGCUGUGACUGCAUAUGAUGUGUCUGCAGCUGCGCAGACUCUGACAUCACCACAUGACCUUCUGAUAUCCUGAUCAAAUGUUUUUUUAAAGCUGUUUCUGGGAGAACACCAGACUUUUUAACAUGGGUUCAAUUGAUUAAUGUUCCCUUUGCUACCAUUGACUGGAUACGAGAACUGGACAUAGUGACUCCUCCCCCCCUGGCGUUCCAAACAGGAAGUGGCUCCAAGAAGCCAAAAUCCCGUAGACGUCUAUAGAGAAAGAAGCAGCUGUUCCUCAGUUGUUCUAUUGGUCAGAAGAACCGUUCUGGAUCUGGUAUACACUCUUUAAACAUCUUUAAACAUCUUUUUCAUAAUCCUUUUAGUUCAAGUUAUAAACUGACCAAUCAGAUGGUUCAGUAAAAGUAGGUGGAGCCUGCUGCCCCAACUUCAAACAUUUGAUUAACAGAUUCUCCUGAGGUACUGAAAUGGCUUAAUUUGGUAGGAGCUGGAGGUACGGCAUUUUCUAUGGCCGGGGGGGGGGGGGGGGUCACACUCGCUUUGUCCAGGUCUCUGAUACAGAUUCUGCAGCAUUUGGUAAAUUCUGGUACUCACUAUGUUUGGGAAUGAUCACCUUGGUACUCUUGAGCAAAGCCUCAGCUGCAUAGUUUUCCUGGUUCAUGGGGGGGGGCUAUGCCGCCCCCGGGUGCAAAUGUGAAACCAUAAAUGAAAGACCAGAAAAAUCAGAAAAUCUCCAAGAAUAAAAUGGAUGAUCAAAAA